AUGAAGCUCAUCUCUAGAAGUGGGCCAUCGGUGCUCGACUCUGCGCCGCGCGUUGACGCAUUGCAGGUGCGCCGUGGCCAAUCGGCGCGCGCCGUCCGCCGCUCCAUGUCGCCGCGCCCGCCCGAUAUAAAACCGACUAUCCUUUGCGGAUUUAAUCUAAUCCCGUGUCGUACGUCCCGAGACAUGGACUUGAACGUCCGAGACUUUCGCGCCUAA
Parnassius apollo (apollo) is the source of this 216-nucleotide messenger RNA. The record is from the annotation of a GenBank genome assembly. Lineage: Eukaryota; Metazoa; Arthropoda; Insecta; Lepidoptera; Papilionidae.